AUGAGAGCCCGUACUGGAUUUACCUAUCUCCUCGUCCUCUUCGCGGUUACUGGAAUCUGCUUGUCUGCUCUUAGACUUGGCGAGGUCGAGGAUAAUCCGGAUGGGCUGAAACUCUCGCACUUGCACAUCGUGAAACCCGAUGUACAUCGAUCCUUCGUUGUACACAAGCUCAGCGCCGGGACCUAUAGAACCACUGUUUGGGUCGUACGAAGGGCGGCCAACACGGUCGACAUUCAGGCUCUUAACCCGACAGAUCAUGACGUAGGCAUCAAGUUGGAAGUGGACAGAUUUGAACCCGAGAAGUACACCACAAGCUUGCCUGGGAUUGCCGUCGGCCUAACCAAACUCCUCACUUUGGAUUACAUGCCUGAAAAGGUAUUGGUGCAAUUCAUCCUCAGCGAGCCGCCGAACGAGGCCAGUAUAUCUCAAGGUCCGGCUGCCAGUAUAUCUCAAGCUCCGACUGACAACUACGAGACGGAGGACGACGCUUCAAGUUCCAAGAUUGAUUGA
Messenger RNA from Puccinia triticina, 510 nucleotides. RefSeq lists its product as uncharacterized. NCBI's taxonomy places the organism in Eukaryota, Fungi, Basidiomycota, Pucciniomycetes, Pucciniales, Pucciniaceae. The record is from RefSeq and is a predicted model, not a curated record. The transcript has a single exon. The coding region runs from base 1 to 510 and encodes 169 amino acids.